AUGGAUCGUGCCAUCCGACGACAGCCUGCCAAGGGUGAUGUGUUUGGCCAGCCCGUGUGGAAAGAAUCGGACAUCGGUCAAAGCGCUGCCAGUGUGCGAGCGCUGACCUACUGUGAUUUACAUUGUAUCAAACGGGACAAUUUGCUUGAAGUGCUCAAAUUCUAUUCGGCCUUCGCCAAUUCUUUUUCGCGUUCUCUGGUACUCACCUACAAUUUGAGAAAUCGACUCGUUUUUCGAAAGAUAUCUGACGUGCAGCGGGAAAAGGAAUUGAAUGAACUUCACAAAAAUCAACCACCAUUGGCCCCUGACCAUCCUGUACGGCGCUUGAUUUCCCGAUUCUGCAGUGUUGCAUCCUCUACAGCCGGACCGAUCAGUCGAUCCAAUUCAGUCAGUUCAGCAGACCCUCGAGAACGUAACGCGGAACCCACUGCUCCCGAUUCGGCAGCGCAACCGCCUACCAUGCCAGCUCAUGGUUGGGGGCGUUUAAUGAACGCUCGCCGGGAUUUACGGUCACUCAAACCUGGAACGACGUUUGCCGAUCAGCCUGCCAAAUCCAGUUGUGCCAACCAAGCCACAACAGGACCGACAAGUUGCGAGCGGUUUGACGAACAGGAUCGACAACACGAGAAAAUGAUUCAACGAAUCGAUCAAAUCCGUGGACAAUACUUGGCACGAAUAAAAACCAUGUCCAAAAAAAUCGAUCAAAUGGACGAACGAAUAAACGAAGUGGUACAUUUGCUGAAAAACAUUACAUAG
This is a messenger RNA of Echinostoma caproni, 756 nucleotides long. The record is from the annotation of a GenBank genome assembly. NCBI's taxonomy places the organism in Eukaryota, Metazoa, Platyhelminthes, Trematoda, Plagiorchiida, Echinostomatidae.